AUGUCGUUGUCUAGGAAAGCUAGCUGCGACUCGCAUGGUCAAGACUCCUCUUACUUCUUGGGGUGGCAAGAGUAUGAGAAGAACCCAUAUCAUCAACUUCACAAUCCUAAGGGGAUCAUCCAGAUGGGACUUGCAGAGAAUCAGCUCUCAUUUGACCUUCUUGAGUCUUGGCUUGCAAGCAACUCAGACGAAUUUGGGUUCAAGACAAAUGGAGUAUCCGUGUUCAAAGAACUCGCUCUCUUCCAAGAUUAUCACGGCCUCGCUGCUUUCAAGAAUGCAUUGGUAGAAUUCAUUGCAACAAUGAGAGGAAACAAAAUAAAAUUUGAUCCGAACAAACUUGUUCUCACUGCCGGUUCAACCUCAGCCAAUGAAAUCUUAAUGUUUUGCCUGGCAAAUCCCGGUGAAGCCUUUCUUCUUCCCACGCCAUAUUAUCCAGGUUUCGACAGAGACCUUCAAUGGCGAACUGGUGCUAAAAUUGUUCCAAUUCAUUGCUCCAGCAUAAACGGCUUCCGGGUAACUAAGUCUGCACUAGAACAAGCAUAUAACAGAGCCCAAAUGCUCAAUUUGAAAGUAAAGGGCGUAUUCGUGACAAAUCCUUCGAACCCAUUAGGCACAACCAUGUCUCGCAAUGAACUCAAUCUCCUCAUGGACUUUGCAAUCAACAAAAAUGUUCACAUAGUAAGUGACGAAAUCUAUUCCGGCACAGUCUUCGACUCCCCCAACUUCAUUAGCAUCGCAGAAGUGGUAAGCCACCGGAAGUUAGAAGACAAUAAUAUCAAUGGCCGCGUUCACAUUGUGUAUAGUCUCUCCAAGGACUUGGGUCUACCAGGUUUCCGUGUUGGAAUGAUAUACUCCAACAAUGAAACACUAGUCAAUGCCGCGACAAAGAUGUCCAGUUUCGGCCUAAUUUCGUCGCAAACUCAGCAUUUACUCUCACACAUGCUUUUUGACAAACAGUUUGUGUGCAACUACAUUCACGUGAACGAAAAGCGCCUCCGAAAGAGGAAGGACAUGAUGGUUGCCGGGUUUCGGGAUGUUGGAAUCAGAUGCCUAAAAAGCAAUGCGGGUUUGUUCUGUUGGGUGGACAUGCGACAUUUGUUGUCCGCUUAUACAUUUGAGGCUGAGAAGGAACUGUGGAAGAAGGUUCUCUAUGAGGUGGGUUUGAACAUCUCCGCUGGGUCUUCCUGUCAUUGCAGCGAGCCUGGGUGGUUCAGGAUUUGUUUUGCUAAUAUGUCUGAGAAAACAUUGAGUGUGGCAAUGCAACGAAUUAGGGCCUUUGUGGGAUCCAGUGGGAAGUGUGGGAACGGCAGGAGCAACCAAAGAUCAACGGUUAAAACGAAGUGGGUCUUCAAACUAGCAUCAUAUGACGAUGAUCGUGAACCAGAAGACCGUUGACUUUUACGCAAAUUAAAGUCAUAUUACAAUAACAAGAGAAGUACUUUUUGGGUAUAGCGAAUUUAGCUAGGAGAGUGGA
Molecule: messenger RNA, 1474 nt
Organism: Tripterygium wilfordii
Lineage: Eukaryota; Viridiplantae; Streptophyta; Magnoliopsida; Celastrales; Celastraceae
Product: 1-aminocyclopropane-1-carboxylate synthase 3-like
Exons: 4
Coding region: 1-1395 (464 amino acids)
Biological process (GO): biosynthetic process; amino acid metabolic process
Molecular function (GO): pyridoxal phosphate binding; transaminase activity
Source: RefSeq, a predicted model, not a curated record